Auanema sp. JU1783 is the source of this 1587-nucleotide messenger RNA. NCBI's taxonomy places the organism in Eukaryota, Metazoa, Nematoda, Chromadorea, Rhabditida, Rhabditidae. The record is from the annotation of a GenBank genome assembly.
AUGGGCAACACGCUAGACAGAAUUGGUGGUUAUGAGGAGCCUCCUGAAUCCACCGAAGGAAUAUUCUCUAACCCUCUAGGCUCAGCAUCCAAGAAGAAAAAACUAACACGUAAAAGAACAUCUUCACAAAAAAGCGUUGUAAAGCCUGAGCAUGAUGAAGACGAACCUGAAGUGAAGAGUUUCAAGUUGGAUACACCUCAUUAUCUUUAUGAAAAGUUAUUCCUUAGGGGGGAGGACUCGAACAUAACAGUGCGUGCUUUGGAUAGAACAUGGAAAUUGCACAGAUUUUAUCUGCAGCAGUGCUCAUUUUUCGAAGCUUUGUUGAGCGGUGAUUGGAGUGAUUCUAAGAAAGAAGUACAUGACUUAGACAUCCCUGAUGACCCCAAUAUAACAACAGAAGGUCUGGAUGCCGUCUUCGGAUCAUUGUAUCAGAAUGAAUUAUUAUACCGAGAAGAAGAUCUCAUAUCAAUAGCUGCAACAGCGUCCUAUUUCCAACUAGACUCAGUUUUGAACAGAUGUGAUGAAGAAAUGGAGAUUCAUCUGAAUGAUAAUACUAUCAUGCGCUACCUGCGCGUGGCGGCAAAGUACGGACUUUCAAGGGUUGAAAAAACUGCGCAAUCUCUACUACACUGGAAUUUUUGGAGACUUAUGACAGAUAAGAACAUGCUGAAAGAACUAGAAGAAACUUAUUUUAUGCGUUUGUUGUCCUCAACAGAGUUGUUAUUAGUCGAAGGAGAAAUGGAUCUGUAUGCCAUGUUAAAAACAUGGAUUUUUCUUCAACAUCAUCCCGAAUGUAGCUCACUCAAGUCGGAAGCUUUCAUAGAAAAAGAAAAGUCGUUCUUCACAUCACAGCCCCGCAAUUCCUUAUUCUUCAAAUACUCACGUUUGUUAGGAACACUCAGGCUUCACCACCUAGUGAUGACGACAUCUUGUCUGCAGGAACUUGACCGUGAUGGGCUGAUUCCGAGAGAGAUUAUAAACGGCAUAAUGGUGGACCAAUGGAAAACGUUGUUAGAAAAUGAAGAGAAACCUGAGGGCAUAGGUGAUAUAGCCAUUGAGAACUUUUAUAUAAAUUGCAUUCGCCUAGGAAGAGUCGUGAAAAGUUCUCCAAAAUGCUGGAGAUGGUCGGGAUACAACUCGGGUAUGGAUGUUAUUCUCAAUUAUAACAAAGGAUUACUAACAAUGAAACGGAAUUGUCUGAGUCAGGCUACUCCUUACUCUAUAAGCCUGAAAGGCGAAAGAACAGUUCAUUUUAGAAUGGUAGUUUGUAACGCACAUGGUACUUGUCUUCACGAUACCGCCAAACAAGCAGUGUCGUUACGUCUGGAUCAGAGUGUUGUAAUUUGCCGAUUAGCUGAUACUACCGCACUUCCGAUCACAGUUCAUUUCUUCUAUUUAGCAGCUCAUUCUCCUCCUCCAUCUUUCCUUUAUAUUAACAAAUUUGUAAAUACCAUGAAAGAGUUGCAAGGAGAAGACGAUGAAAUGUAUGGAAUCAAGAGUGAGGGGGGAAAAGAUUAUGAUGAAGCUGAAUACGGGAAAGAAUCUGAUUCAGAAGGUGAUGAUUCUAACAAUCAGGGUUAUGUAUAA